This is a messenger RNA of Setaria italica (foxtail millet), 1202 nucleotides long. RefSeq names its product RPM1-interacting protein 4. NCBI's taxonomy places the organism in Eukaryota, Viridiplantae, Streptophyta, Magnoliopsida, Poales, Poaceae. The transcript is spliced from 4 exons. The coding region runs from base 159 to 962 and encodes 267 amino acids. The record is from RefSeq and is a predicted model, not a curated record.
UUAGAGGAUUGCCAAAUUUCGGCCAGCUUUCACCUGCCUUCUUCUCUCCCCUGCCGUUGCUGCCUCUUUCUCUCUCCUCUCUGUUGGGGAAGGGGGGAAGAGACCCCAAACCAAGACCUCACCGUCGCCGGCCGUCCGGUCGGGUCCUCUCCGGGCGUAUGGCAAAACGCCCCACCGUGCCCAAGUUCGGCACCUGGGAAAGCGACAAUGUCGGGUACACGGCCUACUUCGACAAGGUGCGCGAGAACAAGGGCGCCACCGCGCCGCCGCUGCACCGGCCGUUCAACCCCAACGACCCCGAGGAGGGACCCAUGAUGAGCGUCCCUCCGCUGUCGUCGUCGUCGAGGCCGGCGACCUCGGGCGGCCGCCGCGAGCAGCAGCAGAGGUGGCCCGACGGGCAGAUCCACCACCGGCGAGCCGGGAGCACCAGCAGCGCGGCGUCGGACCCGGGCGGCAGGGGCGCUGAGCAGAGCAAGUUCGCGCCGCCGCCGCAGUUCCAGCCACGGCCGAGCCCACGGCCAGCGGCGGCACAGCACCAUGGCGGCGGCCACCAUCAGCACCGCGACGGCCAAUACCAGCACCAACCCCAAGCCGCGCACGGGACUGGCGGCGCCGGCGCCCACCGCGCCCAGCAUGCGCAGAGGCAGCACCAGCAGCCGCGCGCGAGGUCCGCCUCGCCGCAGAGCAACGCUCCGAACCGGCAGCGGCCGUCGACGGUGCCCAAGUUCGGCGUGUGGGACGAGCAGACCGCCGCCUCGGCGGCGCAGGGGUUCACGGUGCAGUUCGAGAACGUGAAGCGCCACCGGGAGGUGGCCCGGACCGCCGUGCCGGCCGUGCCGCGCGCGCCGUCGCCGCCGGAGGGCGCCGCGGCGAGGCGCGCCCACCAUCAGAAGACCCCCUUCGUGUCCAAGAUGUUCGGAUGUUUUCUUCCCGCGACCAAAGACCGAGAACGAUGCAUCUGAUGAACAAGCGACCUUACAAUGGCGUAUCUUCAAAAUCCGUUCCCCAUGAUUGUCUUAUGAGGCUUAGCAUGUUCUUUCAUUUCAUUCAUUCAGUUUGUUUGGUGAUCGAGGGCCGGCGCCGGGGGGACAGAAGGUUCAAGUGGGAGAUUUUCAUUACUAUUAUGAUUGGUUUCUACACAUAUCAUGAUGUAUAUUGAUGUGUAUACUGUCCUAUAAUAUAUUUAGAUUAAUUAUCGAGCA